This is a messenger RNA of Ctenopharyngodon idella (grass carp), 3646 nucleotides long. Its product is annotated as NACHT, LRR and PYD domains-containing protein 3-like. NCBI's taxonomy places the organism in Eukaryota, Metazoa, Chordata, Actinopteri, Cypriniformes, Xenocyprididae. Gene Ontology annotation, molecular function: protein binding. The record is from RefSeq and is a predicted model, not a curated record.
AAGAAAUGUCAGAGCUGCUGUUCAAUAUGACAGUUCAGAAGAGAAGAAAGAAAAGUCUACAAAUAUUGUUUGUGAUCUGGCUCCAUAGUCAUUAAUGGACACAUGAUGAUAGGCUGGAGCAGGAGCUGAAUCUAGAGGCUGAAGACAAACAACUGAUGUUAGUGGAGUGAGAUUCAUGUUUUACAGUGCAGAGUUACAGUGUGAUUCCUGCUGACCUGACUGAAGCAGCGUUACUACAAGCAGUGAGUGAGUGAAGGACCAUGACAUCUGCUGAACAGCAUUAUGACACACAAGAUGAGAUGGAAGAAGAAAAGCUGAAACACAAGGAAGUCCAGAUGAGCAGCAGCGCUCGCAGUGAAGUCGGUGUUGGUGUGAAUGCUGAAACUGGAGGAACUGCAAAUGUUCCUGUACUCACUGGAAACACCAUCACAGGCCCAGUGACCUUCAUCUACAACACUGCAGGAAACGCACCACAAAAAGCCUCAGAGAGACAGACGGAGAAGCACACAGUAGAUCAAGGCUCAACUGCAGAGGACAAUAAAGCUGCUCUUCAUGAGAUCAGCCACAGACUGAAGGUCAAAUUAAAACAGGAGUAUGAACGAAUAUUGGUUGGUAAUUCUCAGAUGGGUCAUCAGAAAUACCUGAACGAUAUUUACACUGACCUGUAUAUGGUGGAGAAUGAGACUGGAGGAAUAGUGAGUGAGCACGAGGUGAGACAGAUCGAAUUCAAACAAUUUGAUGCCAAGGACACACCAAUCCAGUGCAAUAACAUUUUUGAAGUCCAUGAGGGUCGACGAAACAGAAAAGUGCUGACGAUGGGCAUCGCAGGGGUAGGAAAAACAGUCUCUGUCAAUAAAUUCAUCCUUGACUGGGCUGAAGGAACAGAAAAUCAGGAUAUUGCAUUAAUUUUUCCUCUUCCAUUCCGUCAGCUAAAUUUGAACACAAAAAACUGCAGUCUAAUGGGACUGCUUCACAAAUACUUAAGUUAUCCUGAAGAACUGGCCUCUCUUCCUGAUGGUGACGGUAAAAUCAUGUUCAUCUUUGAUGGGCUGGAUGAAUGUCGCUUCUCUUUGAACUUUAAAAAGAAUGACGGAUUUACAGAUGUUCACAAAGAAACAACAGUGAGUAAGAUAGUUACAAGCCUGAUCAAGAGACAACUGGUUCCUUCUGCUCUCAUCUGGAUCACAUCCAGACCAGCAGCAGCCAGUCUGAUACCCCGAAACUACAUUGAUCAGGUGACAGAGGUGCGAGGAUUCAACGAUGAGCAGAAAGAGCAAUACUUCAACAAAAGUAGUCCUGAGGUUGCUGGAAACAUCAUCCGUCAUAUCAGGAAAUCCAGGAGCCUGUACAUCAUGUGCCACAUCCCCGUCUUCUGCUGGAUCUCUCUCACUGUUCUUCAGCCUCUACUGGCUCGAGAGAGCAAUGACAAAACACCCACAACUCUCACAGGGAUGUACACAAGCUUCUUACUUAGUCAGCAGCAACAGAUGACAGCAAAAUACAGUGAUGAUCCUGAACCUGAAGCCAAUGCCUGGUCUUUUGAUCAGAUUAUUCUGAAGCUUGGGAAAUUGGCCUUCCAACAGCUGGAAAAAGGAAAUCUGAUUUUCUACAAAGAAGAUCUUGUGGAAUGUGGACUAGAGGUCAAUGAAGGGUCGGUGUUCUCUGGGUUAUGUACUCAAAUCUUUCAGGAGGAAAAAGCUGUUUCAGCAAGAAACGUUUACAGUUUCGUACAUCUCAGCAUCCAGGAAUUCCUUGCUGCUCUCUAUGUGUUUUUGAUUAGCAAAGAUAAGAAAGCAAAGCUACUUUUUGAAUCCCAGAGAGAAAAACUCACAUGGAAACUGUCCAGAAAGACACUGUUUCAGCUUCAUAAGGGUGCGAUCAACAAGGCUUUACAAAGCGAGAACGGACACCUGGACCUUUUCCUCCGGUUCCUCCUGGGUCUCUCUCUGGAGUCUAAUCAGAAUGACCUGAAGGAAUUAGUGCCAGGACUGGAACUCAAAACAGAGAACAUGAAAAACACUGCUGACUAUAUCAAAAAGAAAAUAGAGAAGGAGAAAUCAGUGGAGAGGACCAUCAAUCUCUUCCACUGUUUAAAUGAAAUGAAAGAUGACUUUGUAGGGGAAAUCCAGAAGAAUCUGAGCUCAGGAAAUCUUUCAGCACAGAAUCUCUCCUCUGCUCAGUGGUCUGGUCUGGUGUUUGUGCUCCUGAUGUCAGAAGAGACUCAAGAGAAGUUUGAACUGCAGAAACACAGAAGAUCUGAUGAAGCAGUGAUGAGACUGCUGCCAGUGAUCAAAAACACAAGAAAAGCACUGCUACAACGCUGUAAUCUCACUGCUCAGUGUUGUGAGAGUUUGUCAUCAGUUCUACAAUCCUCAAACUCCUUCCUGAGAGAGCUGGACCUGAGUAACAAUGAUCUAAAGGAUUUGGGAAUGAGGCUUCUUUCUGAUGGACUAAAAAGUCCAAACUGUCAGCUGGAAAUACUGAGAUUUUCCAUAUGUAAUCUCACUGCUCAGUGUUGUGAGAGUUUGUCAUCAGUUCUACAAUCCUCAAACUCCUUCCUGAGAGAGCUGGACCUGAGUAACAAUGACCUACAGGAUUCAGGAGUGAAGCUUCUUUCUGAUGGACUGAAGAGUCCAAACUGUCAGCUGGAGAUACUGAGAUUGUCUGGCUGUAUGGUGACAGAUGAAGGCUGUGGUUAUGUGUCUUCAGCUCUGAGUUCAAACCCCUCACACCUGAGAGAGCUGGACCUGAGCUACAAUCACCCAGGAGAUUCAUUCAUUGAUAAAUUCAACCAUCAAAACUGCACACUGGAUAAACUUAACGUGGAUCAUGGGGGAGAGUUCAGGAUAACAGCAGGAUUACACAAAUAUUCCCAUCGGCUCACUCUGGAUCUGAACUCAGUGAAUAAACUACUCCAUCUGUCUGAGAGGAACACAGUGAUUACAUACACUAACACACCGCAGUCGUAUCCUGAUCAUCCAGACAGAUUUGAUCAUUAUCCUCAGGUGUUGUGUAGAGAGAGUGUGUGUGAUCGACGCUGUUACUGGGAGAUUGAGUGGAGUGAUGGUAUGUCUGUAUCAGUGUCAUAUAAGAGCAUCAGCAGGAAGGGACGGGGUUAUGAGAGUAUGUUUGGACGUAAUGAUCAGUCCUGGAGUUUGUACUGCUCUCGCUCCAGAUACUCAUUCAUACACAAUAACAUAGAGACUCAUCUCCCUGUAAAGCCCAUCAUCAGCGGUAGAGUAGGAGUGUAUGUGGAUCACAGUGCAGGAACUCUGUCCUUCUACAGCGUCUCUGGAGACACAAUGAGCCUCAUCCACACACUCCAGACCACAUUCACUCAACCCCUCUAUCCUGGGAUUAGGGUUGGUUCUGGAUCAGUGAAACUGUGUUGAUGAAUCAGAUCAGGCUGUAGAGAGACUCUACCCAUAAUGCUUUGAGCUCAUGAUGAAUCAGUUACAGUGAGAUGUUAUAGAGUCUCUUCAUUACAUUAAUACUGAAAUAUCAUGACACAAUAAAUGUGUGUGUGUGUGUGUGUGUGAGAGAGAGAGAGAGAGAGUGCGUGUGUGUCUGUGUUAAUGACUCAAAAUCACAUCAUGAAAUAAAUGUUGAAAUAUUGUAAUAAAUGUUGAACUGCAGUGUACAUGUA